UAUUUAUGUAACAUAAUUUAAUUCAAACUAUAGAAUUUUCUAUCAAAUAUUUAAUAAUUAUUCUAGUUCAUUUAUUUGAUAUAACUUUAAAUAUAGUUAAACAAAUAAUUAAAAAAUAUGGAAAUAGUAAAAUAAAAUUGUAAAGGCCAAGGGAACGAAGAUGACGAAGGACAAAAGCGACCAAAGGAAGGUUCAGAACGAGCUUGCGCUGUGUGACCGAUACGUAUAAAUAAAGAGUUGGAUAGCUGCGAGGUUGCCAGAUUUCAGUAAUAUUGAUCGACAAAGUCGACGCGGUCGCCAACCGGGGUCACGAAAAGAAACAUGGCAACAUUGUCCCGUUCCCAGCUGAUCGAGCUCUCCUCAGGUUUACUCAACGGUCGACCGUAUCUCUGUUUCUUCGAGUUUGUAUGAAUUUUUGUCAUUUUGUAUAUCAUUUUUGUAUGAUUCUUUCUUUAUUUUUCUCUUGUAAAGUCUUAACAAAGACAUUUAUUAUUCUUUAUUUAUUUAUCAUUAUUUAAAAUUUUUUCUUUCUUUUUCUUUCUUAUUAUGAAUUCUGAUUUAUUACAAAUAUAAGAAAAAUACUUUCUUCUAUUCUAUAACUACACACGUGAUGAUAUGUAAUGAUAUUGCAAUAAGAAAAUUUCAUUAUGCGCUAAAUAGUUAAAUUCUAUUUAUUUGUAAAAAUAAAACACAAGAAAAAACUUAGAAUUUUUUUUUAAUUCUCUUCUAUUCCAUUUUAUUUUCAUCAUAACAAAUUAUUUUAUACCAAUUUUAUAAUCCAGUUGUCAUUAUUGAAGAUGAAAGAAUGCAUGUUUAAAAUAACUACGUAGUUCUCUUUUCUUUUUCUAUUAUUAUUAUCUAUCUACCAAUCUUUUGACUCUUCUAAAGAUCAUGUGCCAAUAGUAUUACGUAACAACGCUAUUGAAUUUAUUUGUUAAUGUAUCUUAAAGUUAUUUAUUAAUUCAAAAGAAAAUUUUCAUAAAUUUGCAUAUUUUCAAAUUUUAUGUAUAUAUAAUUAUUAGUAUAUAUAUAUAUAAAUAAUAAUUUGUGCGCAAUAUAAUAAUAUUCUGUUGCAGAUCAAAUUCAUUGUAUUUCAUUUCAUGAAUGUGAAUAUAAAGAAUUUUAUUUCACAUUUAUUUAUAAUCACAUAUUUAUUUAUAAAUAUAUAUAAUAUAAUUCAUUACAGCUUUGCAAGUGCUAUAAAUUUAUUUAAGAUAUUUUUUUAAAAAAAUUUCUUUUUUCAUUUUAUUUUUUGAUAAUAUUACAUAAUAUAUAUAAGUAUAUUUUAAUCGAUAACUUCAUGUUUAUUUUAUUUAUAUAUUUUUUUCAAUAUAUAUUAUAUGAUCCAAAAAUCAAGUGUCAUGUUUCAUUAAUAAGAUAAUAUUUUACAUCUUCUAAUUAAUUUGCUAUUAUCAUAUCACACGAAUUUUUAUCUGUGAUAACAAUACAUUUAGAAAUAUUCAAACAAAAAUUAUACAUUUAUUUCAAUUAAUAAAAUGAUAUAAUAAAGAAUAAAAGAAGAGAUAUAAGAGAUUAAGAUAAGAAAUAAUUCUAUCUUUACUUAGUUGCUUCUCUUGGCAAUAAUAAAAAAAGAAAACAGAAAGAAAAGCUUUUGCGCAAUUUAUGGAAGUUUUGCAAUCAAAUUCAAUCUCAUUACGAAUAUGCACAUAAAUCAAAUUUCGAAACAAAUUACGAAAACGAUUUACUAAGUCAUUCGAAUUGCACAAUCAUAAUUUAAUUGUAAUUCAAGUUCAGGUUCAUAAUUCAUUCAGACAUUUGCCAAACUUAUUCCAUUUACAUCAUGAUAAAACGUUCAAUAUUUUGCAACUUUAUUAAAUCCAUUUACAAAUUCGAAAUAAAAUUCGAUAUUGAAAAAAAUAAAAACGAAGAAAAAGGAGGAAAUAAAAAUCAAGGUAAAAAUGAUAUUGCAAAUCGAGGCUUAUUUGUAGAUAUAAUUGAAGCAUAUCAAAGGACUGUAAUUCGAGACAUUUGUUAUCAUUUUUAUCAUUUUUAUAUAUACAUACAAUACAUAUCGAAUUUCUAAUAAUAUUAUUAAUAUCAUUUAUAGCAAAUUUUUUAUAUUUUUCAUAAAAAUACCAAAUAUGUUUACAUAAAUUUACAAUUGUUAAUCAUUUUAAAAUAAUACUAGUCUUAUGAUGUGCAAAAUUAUUAUUAAUUUUUUUUCUCUAUUUUAUAAUAAAGAUAUAUAUAUAUAUUAUCUAUUUAUUAAAUAGAUUAUCAAUUUUAUCAUAAUAUUCUUUAAAAUAGAAAAGAUAAAUCAAUACAAACUUCUUAUUAAAUUAUGAUUAGUAUAUAAUGAUCGUUCAAUCUGACCAAAGACUGUUCUCUAACAAUUAAAUUUCAUCAUAUUCCUUUCUCUAUGACUGUUUUUUUUUUAUAUAACGCAGAGAAUUUGUUUUUAUAGAUUGAAUUCCAUUCAAAAUUGAAUAUUGUUAGCUAUCGUUGACAAAGCUAUAUUAUCAAGGAUUUACUUAUCAUAUAGAUAAUUUAUAUAUUAUAGUUAAACUAUUACAGAUAUAUCAUAGUUCAUUAAUUUAUUAUUAUAUUAACUAUUAUAAUAAUAUCCACAUAUUUUGAAUUAAAAUAAAAAAUAAAAUAUUUUCAUAUUUGAAAUUCCAUAGAUAAUGUGCAUUAUUUAUUAUAUUAAAUAUUUAAAAAAUUUGGAUGAAAAAAAUCUAUAUAUAUGAAGAAAAGAUAUAUGUUAUAUAAACAAAAAAUAGUUUUUAGAAGAAGAAAAUUUGACUUUAGAGAUAGAGAUAGAGAGAUAAAUAUUUUUAAUAUAUUUUAAGUUUAGUCAUCAUAAACCUUAUUUUCAUUUAUUCCGUAUAAUUCCAUAAGUAUAAUUCUAUGUAUAUUUUUAUAAUUAUUUUUAUUGUAUAUUUGUGUAUCAUUAUAUUCAGAUAAGAAAAAAUUCCAAAUAAAACAAAUAAGAAAUAUUGUGUAAUAUAAUAUUAUGUAAAAUUAUAUUUUAUUAAGAAAAACAGCAUUUUAUUUCUAGGAUUUACAUAAAAAAUAAAUUUUUAUAAAAAUAAAAAUAUAUAUAUAAACAAUAAAAUAUAAUUUUUAUCAAUUUUUUUCAGAAAGGAAUAUCAAUAAUGUUUGAUUGCAGUUUCAAAAAAAAUAUUCAAUUUAUUUUGAGAAAUAUUUUCUAAUAUUGAUUAGAAAUUGAAGUAAAAUAAUGCGCACUGUAGAAUAAUAUGCAAAAAUGCGAUAAUAAGAAUUGCAACAUAUCUUAAAAAAUACAACUUCUCAUAAAAAUUUGAAAGAUUUAUUUGAGCAAUGGGCAAUAAUAUUAUUUAGCAAGCGGAAAGCAAAUAUAAAGCAGUAUAAAAGCUAAUUAAUGAACAUGAAAAGAACAUAAAAAUAAAAAAACAUGUAACGUAAUAUAAAAUGUAAUGAUGUAACGGAUAACCUGUUCAAAAUAAAUUAAAAGAAAUAAUAAUCCUGGUAUCGAUAGCGAGAAUACAGGGACAAUAAGCAAGAAUCAAGCUAAAAGGGCUGUAUCUGGUUAUAGUCGGGUUCCCCUCAUAGGGCGGUUCGUUGAGCGCGGUGCAGAGAGGUGAAGUAGGUUUUGCGUCGGCGCGGUCUUGAAACUCGCAACGUUGCCGGCUUUUCGAGAUGAUGGUUACCACGAGGAGAAGCCAGAGUUGGUGGAACGGACGGAACAGAUCUUUCACAGUCAGUUUUUGCUUCUGAUACGCGACGGACGAUGCUAGUCGUGUCGCGAUGAACGAGUGUGUCAUGUGACACGCGAAACAAUAGUAUAUCUUUAUUUUGUUGCUGCACAUUUGACAGAACUGAUACGUAAAAAGAGAUAAUAAUACAAGAUAAAAAAAAGAUAAUACACGAAGAAAAAAAGAGAAACUUGAGUGUGCGUGAGUGUGUGUGUGCGUGCAUGUGUGAUUAGUUUGUAUGUGUUACCAUUAAUAUGCGUACUUGCGCGCGCGCGAGUGCUUUCAUAGCAGUAUAGUAGUUGUGUGCAGCCAUAUAUUGUAUGCUGGCGGAUUCCUUUCCCGUCCAAUUUCGGAAGUCUACAAGUCGUUCCAUUAGAGCGCACACAAUUAUGUUACCGGCUCAACACGGCAAUAGCAGCAACACCACUGCCGCCACCAUCAAUAAAUUCAGCAGCCUCAAUACCUUCAUAAGACAUUGGGCCGGAUUUUUUGCAAACGGUUAGACACAUCAUCAGUAGCCCGUCGCUAUCUCAGACGAGACACACGGUGCUUCACGGCUUGUCCCGUGAUUCUUGCUAGGUAUGUAAUAUAAAGAAAAAUCAUAAUAACGAAAAAGAAGAGCAAAAGAAAAGAAAAAUAAUAUUAUAUAGCACAAUUUGCAUCUUUUAGUAAAAGCAUAUGUGCCGUAUUAAAUACUUGUGAAGAAAUGACAAUACAAUUUUUCUGUUACCAUGCUUCCUCCUUUUAAAAAGUUAUUAAAUUAUAAGUGAAAGUUUUAUUUUCCGAUCAAAAAAACAAUGCAAAAUUUAUACAAAUCAAGAAGAAGAAUAUCAGUCAAUUAAAUCAAUUUGGAUUUCGCGAAGAUCAGGACAUGGGAAUUCUUAGUUAUAUGCGUAGAAAUCGUCAUAUUACAGGUUAUAGGAAUGAGGGAGCGGGUUUUCACGUGGGACUCGUGGUGGUGGUUAAUAGUUCUUCUCACUGCGGUGCACAUUACGGGUUCACAGGAUCUCUCUUCAGCGGGUUCGUCGACUUUUUUUACGGAAAAAACAUCACCAUCUUCGCGUCUAAAAUGCGCUGCAGGUUGCGAAUGCCUAGACAAUGGAAAAAGUCUAUUGUGUCAGGAACGAAGCUUUCUUGGACUUGGUUUGUCCAGAGAAACUACCAAUGUUGUGUUAAAAAACGUCAGAGCUGCUACCAUACCCAUUUCCGCCCUCGAAAUUGCAAUUCGUCUCAAGAGUCUGGCCUGGACUUCAAGUGGAAUCGAAAGAAUAGAAUCCGGCGUGUUCCUUGCUACAACGUUCCUCGAACAUCUCAACUUAGGUGACAAUAGGUUGACGGAACUACCGUCGGAUGUCUUCCAUCCGUUACAUCAACUACAGUACCUGAAUCUUACUGGAAAUCAAUUGACUAUAAUCCCACGAGCAUUGUUUCAAAAUUUAAAUCGACUCGAAGAGAUCGGCUUAUCGCGAAAUCGAUUGUCAAUACUUCCUUAUCAAUUAUUCGCCUCAGCCAAAUCGUUAACUCGCUUGGAUCUUUCCGAUAAUUUAUUGGUGUCUUUGCCAGAUCAUAGUUUCACAUUAAACAAAAACCUUCAAGAACUCAGCCUGGCUGGUAACAGGCUUACCAAACUUCCAUCGCAUUUGUUUUCCGGUUUAAAUCAAUUGAAGAUACUAGAGCUGGACGAUAAUGAAAUUGAUACAAUACCGCGUGGUUUCUUUGCAGAUCUUGUGUCGUUGCAGUAUCUCGAUCUUUCCGAAAAUCCUAUAACACGUUUAUCAAACAUCGCGUUUCAAAGCCUGUCAAAUUUAAGAUGGCUUAGCUUAAAAAAUCUACCGGUUACGGUACUUCCACAAGAUGUAUGGCGACCACUAAGAAAGCUACGUACUCUGUUGCUUUCUGGAACAAAACUAGAAGUUCUCCGUAACGAAGACUUGAAGGGAUUGGAGAAACUUGAGACAUUGGAAAUAAAUAACAGUCCACUGCGAGAGAUCUCUCGAUGUACCUUGGAUCGUACACCGGCUCUUCGUAAAAUCGAUCUACAUGACAGUAAUCUGACCUUUCUUCCGGCAAAUGUGGCGCAGCUGUCGUUUCUAAAUGAAUUACAGCUGCAAGGGAACCCUUGGGCUUGCGAUUGCCGUAUGUUCUGGUUUGUAAAAUGGGCUGAAAGCAAAGAACAUUUACGAACCGCUUUUCAAAGUGGAUUCCGGUGUGGUGAUGAGAUCGAUGGUACCGGCGAUAUCCUUCAAACUCUUCGUUAUUUGAAAUGCACACCACCGAAUUUGACAUAUUCUACGCCCACGGAACAGUAUCUGUUGUUUCAUUCCGUACUACUCGAAUGCGAAUUCAGUGGCAAUCCUACGCCAUCGUUAACAUGGGUUACUCCAAGACUUCAAGUAUUGCAUUGGAAUCCGGAUCCAGCAUUUCCCGAUAAUUUUGUCGAACAUCCUUCUACACACGGAUGGGAACAAAGUGUACCGUUCGUUGAUGAUGGUCGUAUACGUAUUCUCGAGAAUGGAUCUUUAUAUAUCACGACGUUGCUCAGGCAGGAUGUUGGACAAUACAAGUGUUUCGCGGUGAAUCCAAUUGCCAAUGCUACUUCCUAUGUUAGUUUGCAGAUGAAUCCAAUAACAUUAAACAAAGUCAGGAUCAUCAGCAUUUUGGUAGGAGCUGUUACUGCCACGACUUUUCUUCUUUUAACGCUCCUCUUGCAACUGUUGCGUUAUCUCUUGAUCAAGUGUGGCUGUUUAAAAUGGUGUAUGUGUUGUAGACAUGUUGGUUCUACUCCUAGAGCAAAACAAAUUUAUCAAAUGUUGGAUAAUAUCGAACAAUACAAGAGUCAACAACUUGAGAGAUUACGCGAGAAUUACACUCAACAAGUACAUAGAAUAAAAGAGAACUGUGCUCAACAAGUAGAAUGGAUUCGCGAUAGUUAUGAAGGUCAAAUGAGGCACAUUAGAGAUAUAAGGGAUUAUGGAACAAGCCAUCUUACGGCUCUCAGAGAUCAGUAUUAUGAUCAGGUGCGGAAAGUACGAGAUUACUCAACCAGUCAGCUCAAUUGGGUGCGAGAAAAUUAUGUCUUCCAACGUAACAAGAUAAGAAAGUUCAGUGCCCAUCAGGUGCUACGACUUCGUGAAAGUUAUAAGUACCAACAACAAACACUAAACAAAGUAUUGGAGAAUCUACCGAAUUUUUAUUUUGAUAAUUGUCGAAGCGGUUCUUGUGGAAAAAGCGAUUCGAUGGUGUUUGAUCCGAAAGAAGACGGAUCCGUCCGAAUGGACACUUACUUCAAAGCAAAAAUUAACCUAGAGAACAGUACAAGUAUGGAAGACGUUAAUAGCGAGUAUUAUACACCAACGGAACUUUCAUCGACCAGUCCUCAUGGAAUUAUGGAAGGUAUCCAUAUCAAUUAUAUUGAGGAAACAGGGCCACCUAUUCGAUUUGAUCCAUUAUCUAAUGGAAUAGCAGCACCACAUUCGAUAAUACUUCAUAGUAUCGAAGAAGAUGGAAGUUCUUUAUCAAUAUAUAAAGAUGCAGAUCAUAUUAAGCCAGUUUUUAAAGGCUUCAGCACCGAAAUUUUAGCCAAAGAGCCUAAUAAAAUUCCAGAAUGUUUUGGUCUCCUUGCACCCACCUCCAGUAUGCCUGAUUUACCACGUGAAACCAAACUUUAGAUAACUUUGAUGACAUGUGUUACGAAAGAGUACUAACCUCUCUUUAUAAUAGCAAGAUUACAAUUAAGACGAGAAUGUACUGCCACUGGAUUAUUAUGUGAGAAAAAUUUAUAGAAGUGCCUCUACAUCGGUAAGUGAGAAUGCAUUCGCAAGAACGAACGGUGGUAUUUUUCUCUAUCGUGGGACUUCUUAAAAUUUAUUUAUUUAUUUAUUUUUUUUUAUUUUAUUUUGUUGCUUUUUUUGUAAAAUAAAAAACAAUAUACCUCUAUAAACGAUAAGAGAAGAACGCCAAGAAUAGGAAUGUCCCUUUAUUGACAUCGAUCAAACUGAUGGUUGUGUAUGCGUGAGUGUUGUUUAAGGAGGACAUUAGAAAAAAAAUCGCGGACAGUUUCCAAGGAUUUUUCUGUGAUUCGGUCGAUGACCUUGCAACCUGUCCGCCCCUAUACUUUGUGCUUUUUAUCAUUGUCGUUAUCAUCGCUCAGUAUCAACGAUAAUGAACGUCGAUUUUUAGAUGAAGAAAAUGCUGGAAAGAAAUGCAAGAUAUAGAGUGUUACUGCCAAUUCUUCCGUAAGCCAAUUUCAACUAAAACAAAAACUUGCAAAACCAUAAACCAAAACAAAAUAAAAAAAAAGAGAAAAGAAAAAAAGAAAGAAACAACGCGUAUAAUAAAUCCACAAUAAUUUUCGCCUAAUUGUCAAUUUUCCCGAAGAUCAAUAAUUUUUAUAAUUAAAAGCAAUCGAUCGACUCUUUUUUAUUCUCUUGUAAAUAAUAUGCAUACAUGAGAUUUUAUCAGUUUGCAGAAAUGUGUAAAUUUUUAUGAGACUGAACUCGCGAUCGGCAUAUAUUGUUGAUAAUUUCUUCACUGAUCGAAGUUCGACGAAACAAAACGUGUUGUUGUGUUUUGAUUGUUUUUAUGUUCUUUUCAUUGUUUUAUUUUCAAUUUCAAAAAAUUGAAUUAUUCAUUUAGAUAAAUGUCAUUUUUUAAAUGUUUAAUAUAAUAAUAAUAAACGUCUUUUUUAACGUUUUCUUUUCGCGCUUUUAAAUUGUUUUCAAAUCAAGUGCAAAUUGUUUGAAAUGUAUAAAUAUAUAAUUAUUUAAAAAAAAAUCAUUUUAUCGAAAACAAAGAUGUACUUAAUUAUCAUAAUAGCAUAUUUUGUUUCGUAAGUAUCGAAGAAGAUAAUAAGUGAUAUUUCUGAAAUUUUUUUUAUCAUUUCAAGUUAUUCAAUUUAAUCAAUUUUAUUAUUUUAAUUCAAAUAUCUACAAAAAUUUUUAUCAGAAAUCUAUAAGUAGUCUUUUUGAAUUAUUUCUUUUAUAUCUUUCUAUUAAAAAGAUUAAUUUCAUUUUUAAAGUAAUUAUUAUUUUAUUUUUAAAUAAAAUAUUAAUAAUUAAUAAUUUAAAUUGAAAAUGUUCAACUAAUUUACAUAAGAAAAAGAGAUAUAUCAAUUUCAACUAAAAAAAAAGCUUUGCAGAUCUAUUUAAAAUAUUUGAUCAUCGGGUGAACUAAAAUGGCGCAAUGAGACAAAUCUCUAAUUAUUGGUGUUAAAUAAAAGAAUAUUCUAAUCGUGAUAAUCACGAUCACAAAGCUACGAUAAAGACUGUACAAAUUAUUAACACGCAACUUUAACAAUGCUUUAAUAUCAGACUAUUCCCAGACUUUUCUCAUGUGCUUUUCUAUGUGCAAGAAUAAAAAUUCAAUCGCAGAAGACAAACCGAUCGUGGCUUUCAUUAUUUCAGUGAGCUUAGUAGAUAAUGCAUGUUCUACAAGCUGUUACUUCAGUUGACGACAUUUCAUUAUAAUUGGGAAAACUUACGCAAAUGAUUUGUAAACUUAAACUCAUUCAGGAAACAAUUUAUUGAUAUUAUAUCAUUUAUUUCAAUUUUGCAGUAUUUUAUCUAUUUAAUAAUAAAAAAAAAUAAAUCAACGAAUUUAAAUGUUAUAAAAAAUUAUUUUUUUAAUUGUAUAAAUGACUAUUUCCUAUUUUAUAUGCAUGUUAUGUAACACAUCAACAUUAUUCGACGAUAUAUCUGGUUUAAAUGUAUACAUCGAAUAAUAUUUUUAAAUCAUUAAAAAAAAUAUAAAAAAUUGUUAAAAAUAAAAUUUAUUCAGCUUGAA
Messenger RNA from Apis cerana (Asiatic honeybee), 9476 nucleotides. RefSeq names its product leucine-rich repeat and immunoglobulin-like domain-containing nogo receptor-interacting protein 2. The record is from RefSeq and is a predicted model, not a curated record. Gene Ontology annotation, cellular component: plasma membrane. Gene Ontology annotation, molecular function: protein binding. NCBI's taxonomy places the organism in Eukaryota, Metazoa, Arthropoda, Insecta, Hymenoptera, Apidae.